Molecule: messenger RNA, 1502 nt
Organism: Sorghum bicolor (sorghum)
Lineage: Eukaryota; Viridiplantae; Streptophyta; Magnoliopsida; Poales; Poaceae
Product: E3 ubiquitin-protein ligase RNF5
Exons: 2
Coding region: 491-1189 (232 amino acids)
Biological process (GO): ubiquitin-dependent protein catabolic process
Cellular component (GO): endoplasmic reticulum
Molecular function (GO): metal ion binding; ubiquitin protein ligase activity; ubiquitin-like protein conjugating enzyme binding
Source: RefSeq, a predicted model, not a curated record
CCCUCUCCUCCCUCCCUCCCUCCCUCCCUCCCUCUGCAGUCUGCUCCCGCACAGCUAGAUUCCUCCUGCGCUGCUACAGAUUGACUAGCACUAGGACUAGGAUUAGGAGUAGGUCAGAUCAGACCGCCGGCUCGCCGGAUUCCUUGGGUUCUCCGCCCGAUUCCCGUUCCGCCCAUCAUCGGCUGUGGCUGGGCUGCGCGCUACGUUAGCUAGGUUCCUUAUUACUUGUUCCUACGAGUCAGAUCGAUCGCCUCGACUGUUGCUUUUCCUCGAUUCCUGCCGCGAUGUCGUCUCCUCGACAGGAAUUCUCGAUGGGAUGGGGGGUUUCAGAUCUCUUCUGCUAGUGCUAGGGCCCUCUUUCCACUCCACCCAUCUCUCCCUUCGUGGAGCGGAGCACUCGCCCUCACCUGCGAUUUCAGCUCUAAUUUCCACCGUACUAGUACCGGUUUCCAUUCUACUGUAGGUAAUAUCAGUUCCAAGGGCACUCAACAUGGCGGCCAAUGUUGGGGAAUCAACAAGCGGCAGCAGCAGUGGCGCUGAUGCUGGGGGUAGCUUUGAGUGCAACAUAUGCUUCGAGCUGCCACAGGAGCCGAUCGUGACGCUGUGCGGGCACCUCUUCUGCUGGCCGUGCCUCUACAAAUGGUUGCGCAUCCACUCGCACUCCCCCGAGUGCCCAGUGUGCAAGGCCAUCGUCGAGGAGGACAAGCUCGUCCCCCUGUACGGCCGUGGCAAGGACCGUGUGGACCCAAGGUCAAAGAACGUCCCCGGGGCGGCAGACAUCCCCAACCGUCCGGCUGGACAGAGGCCUGCCACGGCUCCGCAGGUCGACCCCAACACCCACUUCCCCAACGCCAACCCGAACCCGUGGUUCAUGGGCGGGGGCAUCCCGCUGGCGAACGCGCGGUGGGGGAACUACACCUUCUCGGCGGCAUUCGGGGGCCUGUUCCCGCUGCUCAGCUUCCAGGUGCAUGGGUUCCCGGACGCCACCGCCUAUGGCCAGCCUGCUGGGUUCCCUUACGGAUAUGGCCACGGCCAUGGCCAUGCGUUCCAUGGCGGGCAUGCUGGAGGACAUGCCCACGCCGCCGCAGCUCCUCGGCAUGGGCAGCAGCAGCAGCAGGCGGAUGUGUACCUCAAGGCGCUGCUCAUCCUGGUUGGCUUUCUGGUGAUUGCGAGCCUCAUCACGUUCUAGGCUUUGCCUGCUGGUUGGUUGGUGUCAUAUUGCUGUUGCCUUGCUGGUAAUAAGGAGUAGUAUAAGAGAGACGGAGACAGUUGCAGAUACGCUGCGAUGUAUUGUGUGCAUUUAUCUUGCCCUCUCCAUAUACAACACGACCGAAACUGAAUUAUUCAGAGCGGCGCGUUUACAUGGGGAAGUGUUGAUAGCAGAAUUGUUGUACAUACUGUUUGGAUGUGGUCCUGUGGUCUGUGGAUCACCUACAUGUAUACUGUGGUUUUGAACAUACAUUAUAAUGAAUAAUAAUUUGGAAGAAUCUGUUCGAAUGAGA